This is a messenger RNA of Talaromyces stipitatus ATCC 10500, 1617 nucleotides long. Its product is annotated as autophagy protein (Atg22), putative. The transcript is spliced from 5 exons. The record is from RefSeq and is a predicted model, not a curated record. Lineage: Eukaryota; Fungi; Ascomycota; Eurotiomycetes; Eurotiales; Trichocomaceae. The coding region runs from base 1 to 1617 and encodes 538 amino acids.
AUGUCCAUCACCGAAGACAGAGCCAGCAAUGCUACCAAGAACACAUCAGCAACAACAGACAUUGAAGAAGGCAUCAAAACCCUUACAGAUCCGGAAAUCAAAGAUCUUCAGCAGACAGUAGACAAACCAGAGGAAGGUUCAAUUAUUGCCCCGGAUCAAUUCGAUAGUCGGUAUGAGACGAGCAGAAAGGAGAUAUGGUCGUAUUAUGCUUACUACAUUGGAAAUAAUGGCUUGACGUUAUUUAACUUCGCACCAACAGCAUUCCAAAACCUCCUCUACCAAGCCGCCGACUCCAACAGCCAACUCUACUUCGCCGGCAAACUGCGCACCAUCAACAGCAUCGUCCUGCUGUGCAACGGCAUCUCAUUCGCCAUCCAAAUCGUCGUUUUUCUCGUAAUCGGCUCUUUCGCAGAUUUCGGUACUUGGAGACCUAACAUUCUUAUCGGAUUGUCUCUUGUAGCUUGGGCGAUUGGGUUUGGAUGGUUGGGUGUUCAUGACGCAACGAAAUGGGAGGCUGCUACGGGGUUAUAUAUUGUUGGUUUGAUUGCAUACCAGACUACGCUGACUUUUUGGACGGCUGCGUUUCCGGGUUUGGCGAGGAAUACGGCUGAAAUGAAAGAGAAGGCGGAUCUGUUGGUUGCUGGCUUUAUCACCCGGGACGAAUAUGAUUUUGCGGAUACGAUGAAGAGGAGCCAAUUGUCCAAUAUUGCGUUUUAUAUUCAGUCCGUCGGGGAGAUCUUCAUUCUCGCUGUUAUUGUGGGUAUUAUGUUUGGUUUGGAUGUUAAUGCCAGCACAGCGAAUAAUAAUUGGGGUCUGAGUGUAUUGAUUGCCUUUGCGACAGGGGUGUGGUUGUUACUUGCUAUCCCUUGGUUUGUCUUUGAGAAGAGGAGACCUGGUCAAGAUCCUGCGCCGAGGAAUAUCUUCAUCGCUGGAUUGUGGCAGUUGUAUCAUGCGGGAAGACAGAUUUUACAAUUGAGGCAGAGUCUAAUAUACCUUAUUGGAUACUUCCUCCUCGGGGACUCCCUAAACACAACCGUCACCGUCAUCGGCACUUUACAAAACAGUAUCGUCGCCUACAACACCCUCCAACUAACCUACCUAUUAAUCGUCGGCAUUGCCGCACAGGCUAUCGGAAUCUACGCCUUCUGGUUCAUCCAACGCCACUACAACCUCACCACGAAAACAAUGUUCAACAUAAUCGCCCUGGCCAUCAUCCUCCUCGACGGCUGGGGCAUGAUCGGAAUCUGGACUACCAAUUUCGGCUUCCAUCACGAAUGGGAAGUAUGGCUCUACCAAGCCUAUUACGGCCUCUUCGUCUGCCCCUGGUACUCAUAUAGUCAAAUCAUGAUCUCUGAGGUCACUCCUCGCGGGAAAGAGUUCUUAUUUUUCUCGUUUUUUAGUAUUAUUGGCAAGACGUCGAGUUUUAUUGGACCUAUUGUCUCGAGUGCGAUUAUUGAUGCGACUCCCAGUGGGAAUGAGUCGACGCCGUUUUAUUUUUUGUUUGCGUUGAGUUUGUUGAGCUUUGUAGUUUUGUGGCUUUUUGUGGAUAUAAAGAAGAGUAGAAAGGAGCAGGAGGAGUUUUUGAUAUUGGAGGAGAGGAGAAGGGGUACUUCUUGA